Messenger RNA from Rubroshorea leprosula, 936 nucleotides. Lineage: Eukaryota; Viridiplantae; Streptophyta; Magnoliopsida; Malvales; Dipterocarpaceae. The record is from the annotation of a GenBank genome assembly.
AUGGAAAGAUGAACCCAGCAGGCAAAACCCAGCCUUUCUCACCCUCCCAAUCCCUCUUCUUCCCCUUCUUUCUUUCUCUUUCUUUCUUUCCUACCCUGGUUUGGUGGAAAGCUGGGUUCAUCAGAACCCAACAUAGAAACAUCCAACAUUUGGUAAAGAGGGAAAGUAGCCAAUGGAGGGCUUUAGGCUUUGCGUGCUCCUACCCAUUUUCUUGCUCCUACCCAUUUUCUUGCUCAGCAAUGACUUGCCAAUGGAUAACUCCAAGCUCAAGAGGAAUGUCACCGGUAUGUUUUUGAAGCAGAUUGCGCUUGCCAUUUCCUCACCAACUUCAAUAUUCGUUGAUUUUGGGUUGAUUUGUGUUGGCUCAAGGGAUGCUCAGAUUGGCUCCAAUGUGACUGCACUUGAUCCAUCAUGGGGAACCCAGCAAAGCUGGGUUCGAUUGAAACCCAGAUCUCCUGGGUUCCGAUGAACCCAGCCUUGCUGGGUUCGUCGAAACCCAGCCUUGCUGUUUCGACGCGAUUUCCAUUGUUGAUUUACAAUUUGAUUGAUUUUUGUUAGAAUUUAAUUAGAGUUUGAUUGUAUUUUUGUUGAAAUUUGAUUAGAGUUUGAUUGAUAUUGUUUAUUGAAGGGUUAGUUUGAUUUGAUAACAUCUGUUAUGUUAGGUUUGAGGCUUCAAUGAAACCCAGUAGCUGGGUUCAAUGGUAGAGAAUUUCAAAUUCUCCUUUGAAGCAUUCUAGGGUUCAUAGGGUUCAUAGACAUAUUAUUUUGUGAGGACUUUACUGCUAGUGCAACCCAACUUGAGUUAGAUUGAUUUUGCAGAGAGUGAAGAUGAGAGACCAUUCUAGGGUUCACAUAUCUUUAUUGGUGGUUUACAAGCAACGUGAGACAGUGUUGGUGCAGGAAGAAGAUGACAUGUCAUAAAAAAAGAGUCUAGUU